Messenger RNA from Frankliniella occidentalis (western flower thrips), 1376 nucleotides. It is a transcript of the gene ND-42, whose product is annotated as NADH dehydrogenase [ubiquinone] 1 alpha subcomplex subunit 10, mitochondrial. Gene Ontology annotation, cellular component: cytoplasm. NCBI's taxonomy places the organism in Eukaryota, Metazoa, Arthropoda, Insecta, Thysanoptera, Thripidae. The transcript is spliced from 7 exons. The record is from RefSeq and is a predicted model, not a curated record. Bases 126 to 1289 code for a protein of 387 amino acids. Gene Ontology annotation, biological process: mitochondrial electron transport, NADH to ubiquinone.
UAUUCGCAGUAAAGAACCGUGGCAAUUAUUUUGAGCAGGCGGUGGUGGUGGAUAGGGAAAGGGGGGAGGAGGGAGAAGGGAGAAGGAAGACUGGAGUGGUGAGGCGUACGUCGGGGAUCAGCAAGAUGUCUGCUCUCCGUUUGAUUAGGCCUUUGGGCCGUCGUCUGCAUUGUCAACCUUCAGGACAAAUACUGCAAUGUGUGAAAUUCCCACGAGUUCUCUGUGCAUUCAUAUCCAGCAAGGCCAACAUGGGUGACUACAAACGACCUCCACCAUUUCCUUACAAGGAAGUGGAGUACAACCGUUAUUAUCAGGUUUUCGACCGAACCGUGGACCGCUUCAAUGAGAACACGAAGGUCUUGGUUGUUGAUGGGCCCAUUGCGGCUGGCAAGUCAACAUUUGCCAAACAGCUUGCGGAAGAACUGGAUAUGUUAUACUUCCCUGAAGCUGAUCUUGACAUGGAGUACAUCAAUGCCUAUGGCUAUGAUCUUCGUAAGCUUAAUCCUCGACUCCCUGUGAAAGCUCAGUUCACAGACAUCAGGGACAUCUCUCGCAACCCAAAGCACCCAAAUGCUGGAGCUGUCCAAAUGCAAAUGCUACAGAUACGAUUCGAACAGUACAUUGAUGCCUUAGCUCAUCUGUACAACACUGGUCAGGGAGUUGUUCUGGACCGGUCGGUAUACAGUGACUUUGUCUUCAUGGAGGCAAUGUUUGAUGGAGGGUAUAUUUCUAAAGAGGUUAAGAAGAAUUAUGAUCACCAUUUGGAGGGAAUCAAAGUUCUUGCCAAGCGGCCUCACCUUGUUAUUUAUCUAGAUGUGCCAGUUAAAACUGUGUUAGAAAGAAUCAAGACAAGAAAUCGUGAUUGGGAAGUCAACUCUCCUUUGCUCACUGAGAAAUACCUGACAAAAAUGGAAAGAACCUACAAGCUUGAGUUCUUGAGAGACAUGAAUGUGAGCUCUGAAGUUCUUGUUUAUGAUUGGUCAAAUUUCGGUGAAGUGGAUGUUGUUGUUGAAGACAUAGAACGACUGGAUUUUACUGAAGAUCCAUAUUCCGCUAAGUUUGAAGAAUGGAAAAUUGAACAUGAUAGAGAAUUGGGUUACGAACGAUAUGGUUAUACAUGUGAAAAAGAUGUUAUGCUUGAAAAAGUUGACCCCGGACAUAUAGUACCCGAGCUUUUGCUGUCUCAUGAAGAGAAUCUAAUUUUAAUGAAAUUAAAAAAUGAAGUUGGAUGUGAAUAUGACCCAGGUUACAAUCCUAAUCAAGGAGACAGUGUACUAUUUAAGUGGUAGUAGUUUGUUUGCAUAAAUUUUAAAGCUGCUGGUUCUGUGAACUUCAAGUGUAUAAUUCUGCCUUGUAAAUAAUAAUUGUUAAUUAAA